GCGUAUAUAAUGAUUUCGAUAUAAUGUUAUUUAAAAAUAUUCCGCAUUAAAAAGUAUUAUAGAACUAGUAUUGGAAUUCGGUUGACAUGUGAGGUUAAGAUACGUCAAGAAUGAUGUCAUCCUAACAUAUGUAUAUCGCUUCUAUCUGUCAUCUCUCUUAAUUAGAUAAAACACGUAAUACGCGAUAUAAUAAAUAUCGCAAUAAAUUUUUAAUAGAUACAUAAAAGAUUUUAUCAGCAACUGUGAAAUGAUAUUUGAUUGAUAAAUGAUUUUGCAAUCUAAUUCUAUAUUGCUCAAGAAAAAAAGCCCAAUUUUUUAUAAAUUCUAAAAGAUUUUGUAGACGUAAUGGCUACAGUGGAAGAAGAGGUUACAGAUUUACUUUGGGAAGAAAUGAAGAUUUUUUCCACAGAACAGCAACAAUGCUUGUAUGAACUUCUUCCCGAUUAUACAAUAUAUAAAAGUGAUGAACGUAAAUAUCUAAAACAAAAUAUUGGAUAUGCGAUUUAUGGGCCACCGACAAAGACUAAAGACGAUAGUACAAAAGAAGAGAAUAAUUGUUAUUUCAAAACAGAAAAUCCAAACGAUGCAAAUGAUGCAACUGAUGUAGUGGAUUAUGAUAAAAAAGCUGAUAAAGUCAUACAUAAGAUUUAUGACCAGAUAUGUAAAUCUAUAAUAGAAACAGAUAAUUCUCAACUAAUUUAUUUUAGUACAAUUUAUAUUAUGAUAUUCCGUCCUAAAAGAAAUGUGAAGCCUAAGAAAAAAGAAGUAAAAAAGGAAGUAAAGAAAGAUACAAAAGCAGAGAUAAAAGAAGAAGCAAAGAAAGAUGAAAAUGAAUUGUUUGUCAUAACGCCUGUACCUAUUUUUAAAAUUAAAAAAAGUGUUCAAGAAAAGUCCAAAGCUACAAAAAGAGCCAAACAAGAAAAUACACCAACUGCUGUUGAAAUACAGUAUGAAACAUGGUACAUUGAUCUCAGUGGCAGAAUAUACAAAACUUGGGCAGACUAUAAAAAAAAUAAUAACUUACCGAAAUGCACUAUGGUUCUUCCAAAAGAUGGUUUUUAUCAACCAGAUCCAAGUUAUCCAAUUACAGAGGAUUAUUCGACAGUUUGGCUGGAGAUUAUGGAUUCCCCUGCAUGUAGGUGGACAACAAAGCUUUAUAAUGGAAUGGAUAUCGCUUCUAGUGUCGUUGGAAUUGGCACAGUUGGUUUGAGUGUCGCUUCACUGUUCACACCUCUUGCGCCAGUUGUUAUUGUGUCAGGUCUUGCUGCUGCUGGUAUAAGUAGUGCUUGGUCACUUGGCCGAAAUUCUCAACAAUUAGCAGACCGCAGUAGUCAUGAAGAGUCUAUUCAUCUUUUGAAUAAAGAAGCAUUCCCACAUUAUCUUGGCAUAGCCGGUACCGCAUUUGGUUUAGGAGCAGUUGGAGGAUCAGCGAUUAUUUCCGAAGUUGCUGCACGCGGUAUGACAGUAAAUACUUUUGCAAGGGGUGUAUUCAAUACUAUACAAGGGGGCAACCUGUUCUUCAACGGCGUUGGUGUGCUAUAUCAGGGUUAUAAUAUGAUAGAUAAAUAUAUAACGGAGGAAACAGUUAGUGUCGGAGAUGCAUUAAAUUUAGCGACGCAUCUUAUGUUUUUCUGCAGCUCUGUAGUGAAGGUUCAAUUCGCUAGCGAUAUUAUUGAAAGUACUCAAGGUAGAGUUAUCAAUGAUUACAGGGAAAAUUUAGGCUCCAAACGUCUGCGCAAAAAGUUCAAUCGCGUUAAAAAUAAAGCUGCCGAAAAUAAUGUAUGUAAAAUAUCCGAAAAUGCGGAGGUGAUACGCUAUAUAAGAAAUCGUCAAGAGCUAUUGUCUAAUCAGUCUGUAAUUAACAGUGGUAACCGGAUAUUAGACAAUACUUCACGUAAUAUCGCAUGGUCGUGUGAGGGUGGCAGACUAAUAGUCAAUGGUAUCUUAUUAUUAGAUCCUAUCGAGUAUGUUACUCGCCUUAUAAGACUGGGCAUAUUUAUCGACGACCAAAACAAUUCCAUUGGAAGUCCGCGAAACUGCGCUAAUGACGCUGUCGCUGAUCAGUUGUUAAAAGUAUUAUGUGACUUAUUAUCGAAGUUCUAUGCAAGCGACGAUUGUCCUAAAAGUAUGAAACUACCGAUAGUGCCCGAUUUUGAACCGCUAAUAAGGGAAAUGAGUUCCAUGCAUAUUAAUCAAGAUUGCUUAAAGAUGCUGUUUAAAAUCACUGAAAAAUUAAUGAAACGUUCUAGAAAUAUGGACGACUUUUUAUUUCAAACAUUUACUUUUGUUUGGCAAUAUUGUAAAGCAAAUUUGAAGCAGUGGGGAAUGAGCUAUUGCACACAAAGCGUUUCUGGUAGUCACAUUUUGCAAAAGAUUAUCCGUGCAGUUUGUGAAGCAAUUGAUAUGAUACUUAGUAAUUUGUUCCAUGCCUUUGCGAUGUACAUAGAUUCCAAUAUGGACAGAUAAAUCGAGAAUAUAAAUUCCAAUAUUAAAGCAAAUUAGAAAAAUAUUGCGCACAUUAGCUUAUAGCAGUAUGUCAAUUUUGAUAGAAAUAUAUGCUAUAAUUAUUGGUAGAAAACGAAUAAAGUUUAAGCUUUAGAGUAGAAUAAUAAAAUCGAAAGCACACAGCUUUGUACGACUGAUUGUGAGAUAUAUCAUUACCAAAUAAUAAAAAUUAAACACAUCAAUGAAAAUAAAUAUAGUAAAAA
Solenopsis invicta (red fire ant) is the source of this 2708-nucleotide messenger RNA. RefSeq lists its product as uncharacterized. The coding region runs from base 346 to 2466 and encodes 706 amino acids. The record is from RefSeq and is a predicted model, not a curated record. Lineage: Eukaryota; Metazoa; Arthropoda; Insecta; Hymenoptera; Formicidae. The transcript has 4 exons.